Phacochoerus africanus (Common warthog) is the source of this 3839-nucleotide messenger RNA. RefSeq names its product myoneurin (gene MYNN). Gene Ontology annotation, biological process: regulation of transcription by RNA polymerase II. Lineage: Eukaryota; Metazoa; Chordata; Mammalia; Artiodactyla; Suidae. Gene Ontology annotation, molecular function: RNA polymerase II cis-regulatory region sequence-specific DNA binding; protein binding; DNA-binding transcription factor activity, RNA polymerase II-specific. The transcript is spliced from 8 exons. The coding region runs from base 411 to 2240 and encodes 609 amino acids. The record is from RefSeq and is a predicted model, not a curated record. Gene Ontology annotation, cellular component: nucleus.
GCGCGCUGUGCAGAGGAAAGCAGCCUUGGCCGGGAACGCGGGUCGUGCGCGAGAUGCUGACGGUCAGCCAACCAGAAUGCUCAGAAUGAGGAAGAGAGGCGGGGCGCUGUGAGCAUCCCCUUAGAUCUCUUAUCCAUGACUCUCCAAUUUCCGGGUCUCCUGGCCCGCUAGGGAGGGAGUUCUCUGUGCGCCAGCCUCUUCCAGGCGGGUGUUAGAUCUCCACGGUCCUAAGAGCCUACGCUGUUGCCACGGAUCUCCCAGAGCCGGAUGUGACGUUGCCUUGGAGGAGGAAGGGAGAGGCGGAGCGUAGCCCGGUGACGUCCUUCCAUUAUGGCGGAGAGAGAGUGAAGAAACAGUGUUUCCCCUUGGGUUGCUAUAGAACAAGGGUAAAAUUCGUUUGUGAUAUCAAAAUGCAGUAUUCGCACCACUGUGAGCACCUUUUAGAGAGGCUGAACAAACAACGGGAAGCUGGUUUUCUUUGUGACUGCACCAUAGUGAUUGGGGAAUUCCAGUUUAAAGCUCAUAGGAAUGUGCUUGCCUCCUUUAGUGAGUAUUUUGGUGCGAUCUACAGAAGCACUUCUGAGAACAAUGUCUUUCUUGAUCAGAGUCAGGUGAAGGCUGAUGGAUUUCAGAAACUGUUGGAGUUUAUAUACACAGGAACUUUAAAUCUUGACAGUUGGAAUGUUAAAGAAAUCCAUCAGGCUGCUGACUAUCUCAAAGUGGAAGAGGUGGUCACUAAAUGUAAAAUAAAGAUGGAAGAUUUUGCUUUUAUUGCUAAUCCCUCUUCUACAGAGAUAUCUAGUAUUACUGGAAAUAUUGAAUUGAAUCAACAGACUUGUCUCCUUACUCUACGAGAUUAUAACAGUCGGGAGAAAUCAGAAGUGUCUACAGAUUUAGUUCAGGCAAAUCCUAAACAAGGGGCUUUAGCAAAGAAGUCAUCUCAAACUAAAAAGAAGAAGAAGGCCUUCAACUCCCAGAAAACACGUCAGAAUAAAACAGUGCAAUAUCCCAGUGACAUUUUAGAAAAUACGUCUGUUGAACUAUUUCUAGAUGCAAAUAAAUUAUCCACACCUGUAAUAGAACAAGUUGUACAAAGAAAUAAUUCAGAACUUGAGUUGACAUCAGUUGUAGAAAAUACUUUCCCAGCACAAGAUAUCGUGCAAACUGUUACAGUGAAACGGAAACGAGGAAAAUCACAGCCAAACUGUGCUCUGAAAGAACACUCUAUGUCUAAUAUAGCCACUGUCAAGAACUCUUAUGAGCUGGAGAGCUCUGGGGAAGAGCUGGAUCAAAGGUAUUCCAAGGCCAAACCAAUGUGUAACACAUGUGGGAAAGUGUUUUCAGAAGCCAGCAGCUUAAGAAGACACAUGAGAAUACAUAAAGGAGUCAAACCUUAUGUCUGCCACUUGUGUGGAAAGGCUUUUACCCAGUGUAACCAGCUGAAAACACAUGUAAGAACUCAUACAGGUGAGAAGCCAUACAAAUGUGAAUUGUGUGAUAAAGGAUUUGCUCAGAAAUGCCAGCUAGUCUUCCAUAGUCGCAUGCAUCAUGGUGAGGAAAAACCUUAUAAAUGUGAUGUAUGCAAUUUACAAUUUGCAACUUCUAGCAAUCUCAAGAUUCAUGCAAGGAAGCAUAGUGGAGAGAAGCCAUAUGUCUGUGAUAGGUGUGGACAGCGAUUUGCCCAAGCCAGCACAUUGACCUAUCAUGUUCGAAGGCAUACGGGAGAAAAGCCUUAUGUGUGUGAUACCUGUGGAAAGGCAUUUGCUGUCUCUAGUUCUCUUAUCACUCAUUCUCGAAAACAUACAGGUGAAAAACCAUACAUAUGUGGUAUUUGUGGGAAAAGUUUUAUUUCCUCAGGAGAGCUCAACAAACACUUUCGAUCCCAUACAGGAGAAAGACCAUUUAUAUGUGAACUAUGUGGAAAUUCUUACACAGAUAUUAAAAAUUUAAAGAAGCACAAAACAAAAGUCCAUUCUGGUACAGAUAAAAUUCUAGAUUCCAGUAUAGAGGAUCAUCCCUUGAGUGAAAAAGAGUCCAUACAAAAAAGUCCUUUAUCAGAAACUUUGGAUGUGAAGCCUUCUGAUAUGGCUUUACCACUGACUCUUCCACUUGGGACUGAGGACCACCACAUGCUUCUGCCUGUCACAGAUAAUCAGUCUCCUACAUCAGAUGCAUUGUUGAGAUCAACUGUGAAUGGGUAUUCAGAACCACAACUGAUUUUUUUACAGCAGUUAUACUGACUUUGUGAGGAAUAUGGAAUUGCUAAGGUGUCUCUGGUAGUAAACAUAAACAUCUCUGGUAAGGUGCAUAUAUUCAUAUUAAAUUAACCAUUUAUUUGGGUUGUGGCCAUUAUUUUUCAUUGACUAAAGUAAAAGCACCUGAUGCUGCAUCACAACUGUGCAGUGCUUGUUUUGACAUUUGGCUUUCAUAUUCAGGUUAUACACACAGCAUUUGAAGGGGUAAAUUAUACUACAGUAGCACUAUUUUGCAUGGAUAAGUUUUACUUUAUUUUAGAGCUGCCUUAAUUCCAUUUUUUAAAAAGUUUUACUGAAGUAUAUUUGAUUUACAAGGUUGUAAUAAUUUCUUGCUGUACUUAAUUCCAUUUUUAUUUUGCAUUUUAGACUUGCCUUCCAUUUACUGAAGUAGAAUCUAUCACUUUAUGCUUCAGUUUUGUCCUGUGGGAUUUAUUUUCUUCCCUUCAAAAUUUAAACAGAAUCAGUGAUAGUAUCAGACCAAGACUGGUGCUGUUACUAAACCUCAUAGACCAAUACAUAAACUAUAGGGGAAAAAAAUUCAUAUAUAUUCUAAGAGAAUUUAGGUACUGAUUAAAAAUUGUGCUAUUUCUCUAUUAAUACAGCCCUUUGGAGGUAUCUUUUCUAAUGAGACAAAAAAUGCUUUUCUUAAAAGCUAUAAAACUGUAUAUAAAUUUUGUUCAUUUAGAACUCAGUAUUCUGGAGAAAACCAAUGGUCAGUAGUUUUGAGUUAUCUAAGACUACAUUUUCAAAAUGAAUUUAAAUAUAUACUUGGUUUUUUAUCUUAGUAAAGACAGUUUCAAAUUUGAUCCAUUGUGUUAAUAGGUUUCUAGAUUACUGGAGAUGAGGAAAAUAUAUACUGAGUUUUGACGUUUUUUGAUAAGCCUCUCAUACCUCUUAUGCACUUUUUAAAAUAAAAAAAAUCCUAAAAAGAAUUUUCUAAAUAGAAACUUAAUGCAUAGUAUAAAACACUUGGCUUCUGAAUUUGAUACAUUAUAUUAAUAAGUGAUUAAGAAAUUAACUUCAAUUAAAAGUAAACAUUUGAGUUAUCAGAAAGCCAGUUUAUUAAACAUUUUAUACUUGAGUUUUCUAUAAGUUUCAAGUUUUAAAAUUUUAUAGCUUAAACCACAACAGUUGGUAGUAGUUGUAGUUUCACAGUAUCCCUUUCCCUUCCUAAUGAACUUAGAAAAUUCAGAUUGAUUCUGAUAUUUACUACCACUCUUCCCUAUCCCAUUUUUCCCAUACUAAUUAAUUUCACUGUCUAACCUUUAGGGCAUUAAAGUAUCAGUUCCACAAAGUUAGUUCCUGUACUGCUUAUCAGACACCAUGGUGACAUUAUUUCCUACUUCUGCCAUGCAUUAGUUGUGGCUUAUUUUUUUUUUCUUCUUUUAAAUUACACCUGUAAUAAAAUUAAUGUAUUUUCUGUUGGUAUUGCUUUCUUUAAUUGUAUUUUUUCUGGGGUCCUAGUCAUAGGAACUAACUAGAAGACUUAGAACUACUAAAUUCUUGUAAACUAUACAGAUAUCACCAUUUCAUUGCACACUCAACAUUUUCACAAUAAAUUGCCACCAGUGGGAUUGACUUGAA